CCGAACAUGUCCUUAUUUAAUGUCUGCAAUUGGUGGAGUGCCCAAUGUUCGGAUUUGGAUGAAAAUUAUGAUGUGGCCAGUUUGCUGUGUGCCCGUUUUGGUUUGGAUGAACAGGAAAAGGAUUACAUUGUGGUGGGUUCGCAUACGGGACAAUUGAGUAUCUAUUAUCCGAGUUAUGAACAGGAUGCCAAUGGUAAUAGUGUGGGCUAUAAGGCCACUGAUUUGCUAUUGGAAAUACAAACGGAACAUCCCAUAUUGGGGGUAUAUGCAGGAAGAUUUAGUGCCAACAAUCGCAAAGAGAACACCAAUCAAUUGGCUUUAUUGCAUCCCAAUUCUUUGGUCAUCUAUAAUAUAAUGCAUGUGGGCGGUGUGGCCGAACAUGGCUCCCAGUUAAGUCUCCAACAACUCACUGAAUAUCGUUUUGCACGCACCGCUUUUUCCUUUUGCAAAGGACACUUUGGCAAAGUCAAGGGCCGAGAAUUCUUUUGUGUUGUCCACUUGGAUGGUUCAUUGACCUUCUUCGAACAGGAUGGCAUUUCGUAUGAGUGCAAGUUCCCUGGUCAUCGUGCCUUACCUACACCAGUGGUGUAUUGUGAGAGAACGGAUUGUUUCUUUCGCUUGGCCUCGGCAUGGAAUUUGGAAUGUUACACAUACCAGGACCUCUCACAUUCCUCCAUUAAUAAAUCCCACUAUCAACCCAUAUGGUCGGUGUGCUUGGGCGAGGGCAUAUUAGAUAUGAAUGUAGUGCAAGUCAAGACCGAUUAUGCCUCCAUAAUGGUGUUGGGAGAACGCAAUUUUAUAAGUGUCUCCGAUACUGGCAAAGUGGAAUUCAUACUAAAAUUGGAUUAUGCACCCAAAUGUUUUCAUUCCUUUGUGGUGGGCUACUAUUGGGAACCCACCGCCCGCUUGGUCACCAUCAUUGUCUCAGAAUCUUCGAAAGUUUUCAUUUAUGAAAAUGCCAAUGUCAUGUGGGCUGCCCAAUUUAAGCAUGAAUCCCCAGUGGCCAUACAAAGGUCCAAUCUUAUGGGUCUACCAGGUGGCAUAGUAACUUUGGGACCCAAAGGAAAAUUACGCAUAGGCUAUUUGGGUUCAGAUCCCUAUAUAUUUCAAGUGCCUCCCUUGAAUAUGGAAGAAUUGACAUUUCAACAAGCCCAUGAUGAGUUCAUGCAAUUGGAGCAAGAGAUCAAGGAGGCCACUGAUAUUCAGGAUAUGAAAGCCAUCAACGAAAAGGCUUACAGUGAUGUUCAAAUAAUGUUCUCCAUUGAGCAGAAUACCAAUGAUGAGGCCGAUACCAUGUUAAUGGACAUACCUGCUCAUGUUACCCUCAAAGAUUUGCCAAUUUGUUCCGGUCAACUUAAGUGGCAGACCAAAUGUGAUUUAUCUGAGCUGCAAGUGGUUUUCAAUAUGCCCGAUGGCAUAAAAUGCUCUCAGGACUCUUUGACCUACACCGGUGUAAAGGCUGGCACUAAGGAAGUUAUGGAUUUGGAUUUUUAUAUAUGUGACCUGUUGCAUUUUCCCACAGCCCGUGUGGAGGCCAUCAUAUCGUUUAUCUCCACCAGAGGCAUACCCAGGGUUAUACACAAAUCUGCCUUCUUGCCGUUGAAUAUGUUCUUCAAGACGCGGCAGCCUCAAAAAGCUGCAGCCAUUAAAUUGACUUUUAAUAUCAAAGGCAAUGAAGAUGCCACCAAAUUGACCAAUUUCUUUUCGGAAUUUGUCAGUUGGGAAUCAGAAGUACAAGCCUUGGGUUUGGUACUUCUAACCACAGCCGAUGAGAGUCAAGAGGAAAUCAUAACGAUAGUGGCGGCAAAGAAUUCAAAUCGCAUAAGAUCCAACUUUGUCAAUAGUCGAAUUAUUUGUUCAGACUCUUUUUGUUUCUUUCAGAGUUGGGAAGAAUCCAUGGCUGCUGGCAUAGAUAUGCUCCAUCAUUAUGGACCGCUUAAUCGUUCGAAAAAUGCUGCCACCGAAAAUAACAUGAUUGAUGCCCCCGGCAACCACGAUACUUUCGAUUAUACACGCUUUCGAAAACAUUUUUCCACAUUCUUCGAUCGUAUCAUACGUUUGGCCUUUAACGAUGCCAAGACGGCAAAUAUGACCGAAAUAAAGAUGGAGCCACAGCCUAUGGCCCAGACAGCAGUAGUGGAAACAGCGCCAGAUCUUAGCACAGAGACAUGGCAUGACAUACUCAAUGUCAAGCCAAUGCAGACUACAGUGGGGGCAGUGAAACGUUUGAAACCAUUUCAGAAAUCAUGCACCCUAGAGGCGGUCGAGGAUGAUGACGAAGAGAAUGCCGAAGAUGAUGAGGAUGCUGAAGAUUUGCGUAAAAUGGGCUACAAGAAGGAAUAUGGGUGUAAGGAAAAAAGCAAUGGUGACGAAUCGGAAUGGUUAAAUGAGGAUUUCAAAUUACCCUCAUCCGAAGAGUUAUUUAGUGAUUUGGGAAUAUGGUGGUAAAACAAAAAAAAUUAUUACAAAAAUAUACAAAAAAAUAAAGGUAGAAAAAAAAAUUCAAUUAUUAAAACAUUUUCAUUAUUUUUAUGUAUACAUAUUUAUUUAUUUUUGUAAUUU
Stomoxys calcitrans (stable fly) is the source of this 2562-nucleotide messenger RNA. RefSeq names its product protein PTHB1 (gene BBS9). Bases 7 to 2448 code for a protein of 813 amino acids. NCBI's taxonomy places the organism in Eukaryota, Metazoa, Arthropoda, Insecta, Diptera, Muscidae. Gene Ontology annotation, biological process: cilium assembly. Gene Ontology annotation, cellular component: membrane; BBSome. The transcript is spliced from 6 exons. The record is from RefSeq and is a predicted model, not a curated record.